AUGGAUGAUGGCCAAAGAAACAAAGUGAACCAAGUUUCCGAUGAUUACCGGUACCAAGAUGGCGGCUAUGGAGGUUAUGCUCCCAAUGAUGGAUAUUAUCAAAGUGGGGAGGAGCCUGCUCAAGAGGAAGAUGCUCAAAGCGAUGCUACCGAAGGGCACGAUGAAGAUGAUGAAGUCUAUGAAGGAGAGUACCAGGGCAUCCCUCACCCAGAUGAUCUCAAGAAGCAGAAGAAGAAGAAAGCCCCAGAGGUGGCUGAUGAGUUCAGAGACCAUGCCGACCUCAUGGCGGAGAAGAUGGAGGAUGAGGAGCAGCUGGCCCACCAGUACGAAAACAUCAUUGAGGAAUGCGGUCAUGGACGCUUCCAAUGGAUGCUGUUUACUGUCCUCGGCUUGGCACUGAUGGCAGAUGGGGUGGAGGUCUUUGUGGUUGGCUUCGUUCUACCCAGCGCUGAGAAGGAUAUGUGCUUGUCACGCUCCAACAAAGGAAUGCUAGGUAAGUCCCUCUUCUCUUCAGCCAUAUGCCAAGAGGCUAGCUGUAGGAUAAUUUGAAACUGCUUGGAAUAGCACCCUCUAUUUGAUUCUUAAUGUCCUCCAGCUCCCAGUAGGGUGUAGACCCACUAGGAGUCAAAGCUGAAUGAACAUUCUCUUGGUGGUUUCCUCAAAAAUUUCUCCUUACAGAUAAAAUUUGGGUGGGGUGGGGGGAGAGGGCAGAUCUUUCUCUCUCCCUACUUGUAACAGACCAACUUUGACAGGGGGUGGGUCGCCCUCAUGCCAAUCAUAUGGUACCAUAAUUACACCUGCCAAAGUUCAGAAGACAUUGCUAUAACACAACCUCUUUGGAAGAUGCAUGGGAGUGCAUUUCAAAGAACCCCACUGUUACCAGUAAUCAGCUGGUGGUCAAUUAAAGGGGGCCUCUUUGAAGUCUUUGCAGAAAAAGGAAUUUACAUUCAAAGUGCUGGAGGGAGUGCUUUGAAUAUAAACCUCCUCCUUAGGAAGGGGGAAAAUGCUUUUUAUCAAAAUGGAGUGUUUCUUCUCACCAAUGGAACCCAACAAGCCCAUUGUGCAGCACUUGUAUAUGUAUAUACAUAUAUCAGGUUUAGGUGUGGCUUGGCUGAAAUGGCCUUGCAGGCCAAUUGAGGAUGCUGGUCAGACCAACUUAAGCCUGUGGGUCAAAGGUUACCCACCCCUGCUUUAAUUAACCUUCCUUCCUUCCUUCCUUUCCAUGAAACAUCCUGAAGUGAUUAUCUAUGAAAAAAAUGUAAGUUGUUGUAAGGUUGAUUGUUGAUAAUGUAUUUGAAAAGUUUCAGGCAGGUUGGGCUGGUUCAUUAAGCCAAAUUCUACAUAUGAUUAUGAAUGUGGGGACAGAACUCUGUUUGGGAAAUCUGGUGUGACACAUAUGACAGGAAUCAACAGGUAUUCAGCUCGAUCCCAGCAGCUAACCAAGUAAAACAGAAGAGGGGCCAGGCUAACUGGCCCUUGGGAAAUAUUUCCAGGCCACCAUCCCUCUCUUCAGGCCAUGCUCUGCACACUCCUUGAGUGUUUUUGCCAGGGUGAAAUGUAUCCUUGAACUCUGAGAAUGCUUGCUAGUUGCCUGGAUGGAGGAUAGAGAGAGGUAUGUGAGUGUGUGUGGAAACUUCUUAGUUCAAGCCUUCCACAUAGCAAGAAGACAUUCAGCCAAACGCACAUAGGAAAAUCUCCCUCAGAACUACAUAGCCAAUGGGGUGUGUGCUACCUCAGUGUGAAGAUCUUCCCAUUCUUUCUGGUUGCUAAGGAACACUUUCACCCAUCCUCCUCUUGGCUAGCUGACUUUAACAGUAAGAGAAUUAACCCUUAAGUCACACACCUAAUGAUCCCUGCUCUUGUGCUUCCAACAAUCCGCACAAUGUAUAUGCUAGAUUGUCCAUCAUGCCAACAAGACGUACACAAACACACCAGGGAGUUGACUAAACAAGAAAGCAGAUGGCCUGAUAUUAUAAAUAGAUUUUCUCCACUCCUUCUCACUCUCUCCUGGGGGCGGGGGUGGGGGGAGAGAAACUGCAUAUCUCACAGUGAACAUUUUGCAUUUUUUCAUGGCACACAGGUCCAAACUGCAGAUCUUUUUCUCCAUGGCAAAAUAUUAAAUAUUUAGUAAUGUGUGAAAAUAGGUUUGCCCCAUCUUCCCUCUUCCAAUUUCCAAACAUGGCAAGUUCGAUGAGUUCAAAUAAUGUUUGUAGUUUGAAGAUGCUGUUCCACAAACUAAUCAACAUUUAAAAAACAUUUUUUUAAAAAAGAAAAGAAGAGCCUUGCUUGAUCAGAUGAAACGGGGAACCAUCUGGCCCAGUUCUCUGUCUCCACGAGGAUUCGGCCAUGAUGGCUAUGAUCCAUACCCUCAAAGUGUCCCUGUUUUCUAGUGUCAAUCCCGGAAUUACAAAAGCCACCAUGGCUUCUGAUCUGAUCCCAGAAUGUCCCUGUUUUCCCCACCAGUGCCAUUGCCACCAGGGAAGUGGAUGAGCCAGUGCUUGUCCUAAGUGGCAGGGGUGGCAGUGGUGACUGUGAAUGAGCUCCCCUGUUGCCUCUCCAUGGCUGCCGCUGCCAGCUUCCUCCCUUGGGCAGCUCACGGUGGCUGCUGGAGAACAGGCAAGGGAGAGGAGAGGCUGCCACAGCCAAGGCCCAACCCUGCAAAAUGCAUAUAUAUAGCUUCUGCAGCCCUGAGUGCUCACUGGAAGGACAGAUCGUGAAGCUGAGGCUCCAAUACUUUGGCCACCUCAUGAGAAGAGAAGACUUCCUGAAAAAGACCCUGAUGUUGGGAAAGAUGGAGGGCACAAGGAGAAGGGGACGACAGAGGACAAGAUGGUUGGAAAGUGUUCUCGAAGAUACAAGCAUGAGUUUGACCAAACUGCGGGAGGCAGUGAAAGACAGGAGUGCCUGGUGUGCUCUGGUCCAUGGGGUCACGAAGAGUCAGACAUGACUAAAUGACUAAACAACAACAAAAGCUUCUGCAUUUUGAUUUCCCACCCCCAACGUCAAAGAGUCUUCAGUAUUGCCUUACAGUGGAUUUUGGAUUCCCUCGCCCAUUGUAGCAAGAGAUAGUCAAAUCUGUCCAUUUUAGUUUCUCUCCGUUACUCAGUCUCCAUACCUUAAGAUCAGUUUGCACCCUUUCUCCAUUACUGUGUUUGAAUGACUGUUGCAUCUCAGUGCUAGACGUGCAUGGCUUCUUAUUCCUUACCUCUUUUUCACACCCGGGAGUUCAUUUGGUAUAAUACUCUCCACUGGCCCCCUUUCAAGCCAUAUUUUUGAUUAGGAGGCAGGACUGGUUCUGUUCCAGCUGGAGAGGAGUCAGCCUUCUGGCUUUGUUCUCAUGUUAAUGCAUGAGAAGUGCCUCUCUUUGCCCAGACCUGAGAAGAAAGACAAAGCGAGUAACUUAAGAUGGGCUGUGAGUGUGGGGCGUGAAGAGGGAAAGAGCUGACUGCAAUGGAUCUUUGUUAGAAGAAGGAACAAUGGAAUGUUAGAAAAGGUCUUCUGUAAAAAAUCAGAAGCAAGUAUAAUCAAAGGGAUCCGUUUAUUUUUAGACAACAUCUUAAUCAAUCCUUUACUGAUGGAGAUGAUUUACCAUCACUAUGUAAUUGCUACCAUUAAAAGUAACAAUAGAUAUACAUAGAUGAUAUGUGAUAGAUGAUAGAUAGAUGAUAGAUAGAUAGACAGAUAGAUAGAUAGAUAGAUAGAUAGAGGUGUGUGUGUGUGUGUGUGUGUGUGUGUGUGUUUCCAACUAAGUCAUAGAAUAGACCCAUUGAAAUAAGUGGACUUGGGUCAUAAAUUUCAGUAGGUCUACUAUGAGCGUAAUUUUGUUGGAUAUCCCUCUAUAUCUUUCUAUCUUACCACAUCUGCACUAUACAGCUGAAGCAGCAUCAUGCCACUUUAAACAGCCAUGGCUUCCCCCAAAACAGUUCCUGUAGCAAUUUGUAAAUGAAAAUUGGUCUGCAUUUUAGUGCAUUUUCUCCCUGAUAAAUACAUUUCUGUAUUCAGUUUUGAGUCAUUUACACACAUAUUUUUUUGGCAAGCAGUUUCCCCAAAUAUAACACUUUCGAAAGUUACUUUCACUAUUUUUUCCCAAUGCAUGCCUUCCCCCAAUAUAUGCAUUUUUGUAAAAGUUGCAAGGUUGGAGAAGUGUAGUGCAAAAUUCAGAAAAGUGUGAAUUUUGAAAGGUGGACCAUAUGGUGACUGUGUUUCAUUUCUUGUAUUGUUUUGGAAAGUGUGAAUUAGGUCAGUUUGCCUUUAAAUUCAAAGUAAAUUGAACCCCCCCCCCCGAAUUGCACCUUGAACCACAAACAUAUGAUUUCAGGUUGCACUACUUCAUUUUCUUCUUUUACCUAGAUUGCAGCAGGUCUUUAAGUUUGCAUCCAGCUCUGUUUAUUCAAACAAAGAAAUGCUAGCGAAUCCAAGGCCUUUCCAUUUUUAUGCUCUCCCUUUCAGAGUCUCAUAAAUCAGUCGGAUAUUUCCGCACCUGGCAGGGGCGAUUCAGCCCAGCUUGCUUGUCCCAGCUGGGAUUAUUUGUGUUCCAAUCUGCCAGAUGUCACUGUCUCCUUCGGCCCGAUGCUAAGAGAACAGUCUGCCCAGUAUUGUUUUAUGUGUGGCCCUGGCAGGAUUGCACUGAUCAGGCUUUGAGUAUGAAAAAGAAUCUCCAUCCAAGGCUGAACAGAGGCAGUGGAGAAAAUGAAAAGAGAGAGAGCGAGAGAGCGAGAGAGCGAGAGAGCGAGAGAGAGAGAGAGGUGGUGGUGGAGGUGGAGAAGAGCUUUGUAGAGAAGACUAGAAACCAUUGUUAGGUCAGCUGAUUAGGGCACAGACUUCAGAUUUGUCAGACCUACUUUAUGUUUUUACCAGAACUCCAAAGUCAGGUACAAAAACCAGAGAGUUAAAAUGAAAGACCGCUGUGUCCCUGAACACAUUCUGAGCCCAGGUAUUUGGGGUUUUUUUUGACAUCAGAACUGAACUGAACUUAUGGCCUUUUCCUGCAGAAGUCCACUCCUGGAGUUUUCUUUGUUUCAGUAUUCUGUGGAAAGUUGUUUCAUUGCUAUUGUUAAAUAAUAAGGAAUAAGAAACCGUCUCUGGUCUACUGCAAACCAGCAGAGUGUUCUACCAGAAGUUGGUGCCACUUUCCGUGUUCUGCCUGAGAAACAGAGUGUUGUGGCACCUUAAAGACGAACAGAUUUCAUUAUGACAUAAGGUUUUGUGGACUAGAUCAGAAUCAGAGGCACAAAGUAUUAUUCUGAGCUAGCAGGUUCAUGCAUUGUGUGUGUGGAGUGAAAGUAGUGAAAUCAGAGGGAAACACACAGGGUAAAGACAGUAAUACUUACAUUAAAGCUCAGGUGUAUGCAAAGUCGCAGUCUAAUCAACCCAAUGCUAGUCUUACAUUUUUUUUAAAGGGUUUAUUUUUUGCUUACCAACUUGAAAUGAACAAGAGGGGAGUGCUCUUUGGCCCAGCAGAGCCUUCAAUGUGGGGUUCCUCAAGGUUCAAUUUUAUUCCCCAUGCUGUUUAACAUCUACAUGAAACCACCGAGGGGGUUAUCUAGAGUUUUGGAAUAUGUUGUCAGCAAUAUGUUGAUUAUUAUUAUUAUUAUUAUUAUUAAUUGAAUUUAUAUACUGCCCCAUACCCGGGGGUCUCAGGGCAGUUCACAGAAUAAAAUCAAGAUAUAAAAACCACAAAAUACAUAAUAAAAAUAAAAACAAUAUCCCUAUAGCCCCGCCCCCAAAAAAACACAUUUUAAAAGGGCAUAGGAUGACACAUAGCUUUGCUUUUCCAGGUGGGGCAAUGGAUGUCUUCCCUUGGUAAUGGUCUGGAUGAGAGUUAACAAACUGAAGCUCAAUCGGGAUAAGACUUGAGGCACUUUUAGUGGGUUGUUCCCUAAACCAGAUAGGUGGGAGGUUGCCUGCUCUUGAUUGGGUUACACCUCCUCUGAAGGAGCAGCUGUGUAGCUUCAGUGUACUUCUGGAUCCUUUGCUGUUGCUUGAGGUUCAGGUAGCCGCAGUGGUGUGCAGUGCCUUCCAUCACCUUUGGCUGGUGGCCCUCUGUCUGCACAGGGUAGCCUAAAGUUAAGUGUUAUACGUGAGGCUGCCUCUGAAGAUGGUUCAGAAACUUCAGUCUGGUGAAGAAUUUGGCAGCCAGGAUUCUCACUGGGGCAAGACGGUUUGAGCAGAUUACACUGAUCCUGCGCUGGCUGCAAAUUACAGUGGUACCUUGAGUUACAGACGCUUCAGGUUACAGACUCCGCUAACCCAGAAAUAGUACCUUGGGUUAAUAACUUUGCUUCAGGAUGAGGACAGAAAUCGAUGUGGUGGCAGCGGGAGGCCCCAUUAGCUAAAGUGGUACCUCAGAUUAAGAAUAGUUUCAGGUUAAGAACAGACCUCCAGAAUGAAUUAAGUUCUUAACCCGACGUACCACUGUAGUUUCAGGGCCCAAUUCAAAUUGCUGAUUUUGACCUAUGAAGGCUUAAAUGCCUUAGGCUCACAAUACCUCAAAGGACCCCCUCUUCCCAUAUGAAGCAACCUGGACCUUACAAUCACCAUCUGAGGCCCUUCUUUGGGUGUCUCCUCCAUGAGAGGUCCAGAGCAUGACAAAAGAGAAUAGGCCUUUUCAGCAGUGGCUCCCCAUUUGUGAAAUGCUCUCCUCAGGGAGGCUUGUCUGGCACCUUCAUUAUCUUCAGGUGCCAGACGGAAACAUUUCUCUCCAACCAGGCCUUGUGCUGAUUAAAAUUCUAUGCCCUUUUAAAUGUGUUUGUGGGGUGGUAUGGGUUUGUUGUGUUUUUGUUUUUUAUUAUGUAUUUUGCGUUUUUAUUUUCUAUUUUUAUACUGUGAACCUCUCUGGGAUCUUUGAAUGAAGGGCGGUAUACAAAUUUGUAAAAACCAAAAUGAUUCCCAAAAGAAUUCUUUUGGGAGUUAUAGGGACAGAACUACCUAAACUGUAUAGAAACUUAUUCAUGUAUUCUACUACAGCGGCAAGAAUGUUACUUGCCCCCAAAUGGAAAAAAGUAGAAGUCCCAGCAAACGAAGAAUGGAUACAAAAACUUAUGGAAGAUGCAGAAAUGGCAAAACUUACUGGAAAAAUAAGAAAUCAAGAUAACAAACUUUUUAUAAAAGAAUGGAAAUAGUUUAUUGAAUAUUUACAGAUAAAUUGUAAACAGAUAAGAACAUUGGCAGGAUUAUUGUAAUAACCUGCAGUUUCGUAAGAGUAUAUAUUUAAAGUAGAUGAAUAAAUGAACAAACUAAGUUAAUCUGGAUAUGCAGAAGAUAUUAAAAAUAAAUUUAAGGAACUGCAGAAAGAGGGGGAAGGAAGUCAAGUUUUGAAAUAUUAAAAUGACUGUAAAAUUAUUGAAAUGUAUAAAUCUGAAAAUUAUAAAUAUAUAUUUUUUUAAAACCCUCAAAAUAAAAUAAAAACAACGAAAUGCAUGAGCAGAGCAGUGCUGAGAUAGUGAGGAGGUCCCGUGGUGCAGACAUGGCCUCUUCCAGGGCAGGCAGAAAGUGAGGGAGUGCCCAGACCUGUGGAAGUAUGAGGAUUGAAUUGGUUGCAGGCAGUGUGCAGUCAGGAGUCCCAGUCAAGCAGAGAACUUUCAGAACCUUGGACAGCUCCAAGGGGCCCUGCUAAGGCAGAUACAAGAGAUGUUAUGUCUGCAGGGCUGUACAGCCAACUGAAGUCUUCUGUAGGCCCACCAGGGAAGUAGGCAGUACCUUAUCUAAAUAGACUUCCCCUGAAGUUUGUUGGAAGAGCAAAAAGCCAGGAAGGGUGGCUCCUGAGCUCCUGAGACCAGUGUACUCACUGGUUUUGUUUUUAAGUCUGUAGUUUUACCUCUUAAAAAAUAAAAUCUUUCCAAAUUGAUUUCUUAAAAAAUAAUGAUUAAAGACUACUCAAAACAGCAGUGAAUAGCUGUCAGUGGCACUGUGGCAGGCUCCACAUUUUACAAGAAAGGCCUGCUGAGUGCAAGGGAGAUUUCAGGGGAGGCAAGGAUGUGGGAAGGCUUCAGAGUGUAGAGCUCUAGAGAGAUCAUUAGGAAAGGAAUACCUGUAGUCUGGUCACCUCACCUUAUAAAGGAUCUUGUAGACGAGGACAAGGUUCAGAAAAAGUCAACCAAAAUGAUGAAGGGGAUGGAGCCACUCCCCUAUGAGGAAAGGUUGCAAAAUUUCGGACUUUUUAGUUUAAAGGAAAUGCAAAGGAUAGGCGACACGGUAGAAGUUUAUCAAAUUAGGCACGGCAUGGAGAAACUAUCUCUCUCUCUCUCUAUCUAUCAUCUAUCAUCUCUAUCUAUCUAUCAUCUAUAUCUAUCUAUCUAUCAUCUAUCUAUCUAUCUAUCUAUCUAUCUAUCAUCUAUCUAUCAUCUAUCUAUCUAUCUAUCUAUCUAUCAUCUAUCUAUCUCUCUAUCAUCUCUAUCUAUCUAUCAUCUAUCUAUCAUCUAUCUAUCAUCUAUCUAUCUAUCUAUCUAUCUAUCUAUCUAUCUAUCCAUCCAUCCAUCUAUCUAUCUAUCUAUCAUCUAUCUAUCAUCUAUCUAUCAUCUAUCUAUCUAUCUAUCUAUCUAUCAUCUAUCUAUCUAUCUAUCUAUCUAUCAUCUAUCUAUAUCUAUCUAUCUAUCUAUCUAUCUAUCUAUCUAUCUAUCAUCUAUCUAUCAUCUAUCUAUCAUCUAUCAUCUAUCUAUCUAUCAUCUAUCUAUCUAUCUAUCUAUCUAUCUAUCUAUCAUCUAUCUAUCAUCUAUCUAUCUAUCAUCUAUCUAUAUCUAUCAAUCUAUCAUCUCCCUCCCUCAUAAGGCUAGAUCUCAUGGACAUCCAAGGAAGCUGAAUGUUGGGAGAUUCAGGACAGGUAAAAGGACAUAUUUAUUCACACAACACAUAGUUAAACUAUGGAAUUCACUCCCAUAGAAGGCAGCAAUGGCCACUGGCUUGGAUGGCUUUACAAGAGGAUUGGACAAAUUGAUGGAGGUUAAGGCCACUAUGCUCUGCCUCCGUGGUUGGACAUGAUAAUAAUUCUGAAUACUAGUUGCUGGAAGCCACAGAAGGUGUACUUGUGCUUGGGUUCUGCUUGUGGGUUUCUGUAAUGAGUAUGAGUUACUCGUGCGUAAACUGGUGCCUCUCUAGGCUGAUUUGCCUUGUUAAACCUUUCUGACUGCACAGCCCCUUCUGAUCAGGACUGUCUCAGUCACUAGCAGAAUCCGUCAGUGGGCGUUUCUUGAAUCUCUUCCAACAUAAGAGCUGUUUGACACCCAAUCGCCUCCGCCUCUCACUGCGCGGGAGCCUUCUGCGCAGGGUGGGCGUGGGUAGCGGGGACCUGUCCCCUCCUCACUGAGUUCCAGUGAAGAGUCCGUGAGCCCUCUCUCCGAUUUUCCCAUCUGCUCACUUUUGUUCCUGGUGUUGCGCUUAAAUGCUUCCCUCCACUGAGUCGCCUCUCCCCCUGCUGCUGGGUCCUUCUCGAGCAUCAUCCAGGAGCCUCCCUUCGCCUCUCGCUCUGAUGUCAGUUCCCUGACAUCCACCUCCCCCAGAAUCCCUCCACCCCUGGGCCGACCUGUGGGACCAACUUCGUCCCCUUCGUCGGCCGAGGAGGCGGGGAACCCCGGAAGGAACUGUCACCAUCUUCCGUGGGUUCGAAACCCGCUUCCCAAUCGCUCUUCCACCUACCAACGGGGUGGUCUUCCCCGUCUGAUGCUUCUUCCUCCGAAACCUCUCCUCCCUCCUCGGAGUCAGAAAAUCCCUCAAAAACCUCUUCCUCAUCUGUGGUUCCAAAUUGCUCCUCCCAGAAUCUCUCCAGGGGUUUGGGUUUGUCCGGGAACCGGUGGUGGAAUACCUCCACCAGAUACCUGUCCUCGACGGCUUCCGUGGGGACCCACGUGUUCUCGGACCUGGGUUCCCCUUCCCACGCUACCAAAUACUCCACCCGGCGCCCUUGCCACCUUGAGUCCAGUAUUUCCGUGGCCCUGUGGUGGUGUUCCCUUUCUUCUACCUGCGGGUGUGUGGUGACUCUUGCCCCUGGAAUUCCCGCCCUUCCCUAUGCGGUGAAAGCAGGGACCUAUGGAAAACCGGGUGUAUUUUCAUGCUAUCAGGCAACCUGAGCUUAAAUGCCACGGGAUUAACUUGCUGUGUUACCUCAAAAGGUCCCAGCCGUCUGGGCUGCAACUUCUUGCACCCCCCUUUGAAAGGUAGCCCUUGGGUGGACAACCACACCCGGUCCCCACCCGUAUGGUCUCCCCUUCCUGCGGUGCUUGUCUGCCUGCCUCUUGUAAGUUUCCUUGGCCCGCUCCAAGUUCAUCUUAAGUUGCUGGUGUAGGGCCUCCAUUUCCUCCACAAACUGCUCUGCGGCGGGUACGCUCCAGCUUUCCUCCCCACUCCCCGGGAAGGCCCUGGGAUGACACCCAUGGUUGGCCAUGAAUGGGCUCAUUCCCGUGGACACGUGUUCCGCGUUGUUGUACGCGAAUCCAGCCAGCGCUAGUUUUUCUACCCAAUCGUUUCUGCCUCUCGCUGACAUAGCAGCGUAGGUAUUGCUGGAGUAUACUGUUCGCUCUUUCUGCUUGCCCGUUGGUCUCUGGGUGUCUCGCCGUCGAGAAACCCACCUCCACCUGCAGUAAGCUCAUGAGUUUCCUCCAGAACCGGGAAGUAAAUUGUUUUCCGCGGUCGGAGAUAACCCUCAAGGGGGCGCCAUGCAGCCGGAAUAUGUGCUCCACAAACAACCGGGCUGUUUCCUCUGCCGUUACAGCAUGUGAGCAAGCUAUAAAGUGGCACAUUUUUGUCAGUAGGUUGACCACUACCAUGACUGCUGUCUUUCCCGGGACUUGGGCAAAUCUGUCAUAAAAUCAAUGGAUACCACCUCCCAGGGUUUCCCGGCGUGGGUAAGGGUUCCAGCAAUCCUGUGGGGCAGCCCGCUCCCCUUGCCCUUUGGCAGCGGUCGCACCCCGUACAUAUUCCCGUACAUCCUCCCUCACCCUGGGCCACCAGAACUGCCUGGUCACCAGCAUCAUGGUUUUGUGCUGUCCAAAGUGCCCUGCUGUGGGGUUGUCGUGGAGUUGUUUGAGUACUUUUUCCCUCAGGGUUUCCCCCGGUACGUACAGCGCUCCCCUAUAGUACAGUACCCCUUCCUUCUCCUCAAACCCUUCUUGGGUCCCUCUUCCGUCUCGUAGUUCCCGGAUUUUAGUUUGCGUGAACACGUCGUUUCUGGUCAGCCCGGCUAGUUCUCGUUUCCCCACCAAAGUUCCCCCACACCCAUCGGUCCUCGGGGAUCACGUGUCGUUUCUCCGGCGGCCCCUCUCCUUCCAGGUACUCCGGUUUACGCGAGAGAGCGUCUGCUCUUACGUUUUCUUCUCCGGGCACGUAGCGGAUUUCAAAGAAAAACUUGGAGAACUCCUGUGCCCAUCGAAUCUGUCUCUGGUUGAGUACUCGUGCGGUUCUCCAGUACUCCAAGUUCUUGUGAUCUGUGCAAACCUGGAUCUGUUGUUGCGCCCCUAUCAGUAGAUGACGCCAACGACGAAAGGCCGCGUAGAUUGCCAGCAGUUCGCGGUCAUACACUGUAUAGUUUUGCUCCGACUUGCUCAGUUUUCUGGAGAAAAAGGCACACGGUUUCCAUUCCUGCUUUCCCUUCCCUGGUUGCAAAGGACCGCCCCCCCGGCUAUGUCGGACGCGUCGGUCUCUAGCCUCAGGGGUUCUCCAGAUCUACGUGCAGGAGUUGCUCUUCCGAUGCGAACGCCUUCUUCAGUUUUUCGAAGGAUUGCUGGGCCUCUUCUGUCCACACAAACUUCUUUUUGCUACUGAGACAAUCCGUGAUUGGCGCUGUCAAGUGGGCGAAGUUCUUGAUGAACUUCCUGUAGAAGUUGCUGAACCCUAGGAACCUCUGUACGUCCUUCCGUGUCUUGGGAGCCUUCCACUCCAGCACUGCCUGCACCUUGCUUGGGUCCAUCGCUAAGCCUUUGUCAGACAACUUGUACCCCAGAAACUCGACUUCUCUGGCGUGAAACUGACAUUUUUCCAGCUUGACCCACAACUGGUGCUUCUGCAGUCGUUGUAACACUUCCCUGACGUCUCUAACAUGUUGUUCCUCAUUGUCCGAAUAAAUUAAGACGUCGUCCAAGAAGGCUACGCAGUUCUUGUACAGCAGAGACCCCAACACGUGGUGCAUGAAAGCUUGAAAGCAGGCGGAGCCUGACUGUAAUCCAAAAGGCAUAACUAAGUACUCAAAGGCACCUGGGGUGUGAACAUUGUGGUCUUCCAUUCGUCCCCCUCCCUCAUCCUGAUCAAAUUGUAUGCGCCCCUGAGGUCCAGCUUGGUAAAAAUUUUGCCUUUCCUCACUCGCGUUAAAAUGUCGUCAAUCCUGGGCAUUGGGAAGGUCACGGGUUCUGACACCAAAUUGACAGCUCUAUAGUCCACUACGAGCCUGGGUUUAUUUGUGUCCUUUUUGUCCACAAAGAACACCGGACUGCCCCUACUGCCUUUGAUUCUCUUAUGAAGCCUCUUUUCAGGUUCUUGUCGAUAAAUUCUCGCAACUCCUUCAUCUCCCUGUCUGACAUGGCGUACAGCUUACCCACUGGCAGCUGAGCCCCGGAAGCAAGUUGAUCUGGCAGUCAAAGGGCCUAUGGGGUGGAAGUCUCUCUGCCUCCCUUUCGCUGAAGACCUCCCGCAGAUCUGCGUAUUGUGGCGGCACCUCCCCUUUCCGCUCCACCGCCAUCCCAGCCACCCUGGCCACGGUCAUUCUUGGGGCUUCCCCCCCUAGACAGUGUGUGUUCCAGGCAGUAAGCUGAUCCAAAGGUGACUGUCCUCUGAUGCCACGCCACCACUGGAUCAUGUUGUGCUAGCCAGCUCAUCCCUAAUAUUAUUGGGGGUCCUGCUAGCGAGGCGACGUGAAAGGCGAUGGUUUCCGAGUGCCUGGACACCCUCAUUCUCAUUGGCGGGGUUUGGUGUGUCACUUCCCUCCUAGAAGCUCCCUGCCAUCAAUGGUGGUCACUUGCAAGGGAAAAUCCAAAGGCAGUAAGUGGAGCUGGUGCUCUAAUGCAAAGUCCUUGCUGAAGAAAUUACAUGAGCUGCCUGAAUCCAGCAUGCCUUUCACCUUGACUGGGUGCCCGUUUGGGAGUUCUAGCACCACUUCGAUGGCUAUUGCCGCCUUGGGGGGAUCUGGUUGGGGCACUUUUACUGGUGGCUGGCUUGGCUGUUGUGCCCCUUGGAUUGGCAGCCAAGCGUUCUCGCUCCCUGUUCCUGUUCCUUUACCACCUCCCUCCUCACCCCCUGCGGCUCCCACCAUUCCUUGCCAAGCCUUUCUUUGAGGGCAGGCUCUGGCAAAAUGCCCUGGCCGCUGGCAAAGGUAACACCUUUGGAGGUUUUCCAAUCCUUUCCCUCCUUCUUGCGCCCUUCGCUGGUGCUUGAAACUUCCCGCGCGCGCGCCCCAUCUAUUUCCAUUGGCUCUGCUGGCGGGGAGGGCUGCCUUGGUAUUUCAGGAAUGCGGUAGUCAUGGCAACGUUGCUCUCUCCCUUCCCGCCUCUCCUGGGCCCGCGCUUCCUGGCGCGCGCCAAUCGCAAGCACAGCCUUGGUCAGCUGAUCCAUCCCCUGUGGGCGGGGUGCGCGGGAAAGUUCAUCCUUAACCGUUGGGGACAACCCCUCCUCGAAUAACAUCUGUAUGGGUUCGGAGCCCAGUUCCCACCCGAGGCGAUGAACUAUCAUGGCAAAGCGCGACCAGUAGUCCCUGACUGACUGGCUCCCUGUUUACAGUUCAUCAAUUCCCGCUUAGUCACACUUUUUGAACAUCAGUGGAAAACAUCGCGGCCCAUCGCUUGGAAGAAUUUCCUCAGGUCCUGCAUGGCGGAAUUCUGCGUCGCCAUAAGGGGUCUGACCCAUUCUCUGGCCCCGUCCUGCAGGUGACCCACAACAUAUGCCACCCGCGCCGUGUCGUCUUCAAAAUCGUUAUGCUGCAAGUCCAAUGCAUACUCUAUUUCCGUUCUAAACGCACUGUAUUCUGGCGGCUUCCCCCCAAACUUGUGCACCAGUCCCGGUACCUUCCUUGCUAUGGGGGUGGGUCUGACCUGUGCAUCUUGAGACCGCCUUUCGUCCAGCCGUGCCGUCAGAAUGGCCACAUGCUGCUCCAAAUCUCGGUUCCUCUCCUCCAGCGUUUGCCCUCCAGCUGCUCCCCCUUGGGUGCCUGCUUCUCCGGGCUUGCUCAUGAUGCUGCCUGCCUGCUGCUGCGCACGAGCAACUUUCAGGGACUGACGGAUUGCUGUAAUGAGUAUGAGUUACUCGUGCGUAAACUGGUGCCUCUCUAGGCUGAUUUGCCUUGUUAAACCUUUCUGACUGCACAGCCCCUUCUGAUCAGGACUGUCUCAGUCACUAGCAGAAUCCGCCAGUGGGCGUUUCUUGAAUCUCUUCCAACAUAAGAGCUGUUUGACACCCAAUCGCCUCCGCCUCUCACUGCGCGGGAGCCUUCUGCGCAGGGUGGGCGUGGGUAGCGGGGGACCUGUCCCCUCCUCACUGAGUUCCAGUGAAGAGUCCGUGAGCCCUCUCUCCGAUUUUCCCAUCUGCUCACUUUUGUUCCUGGUGUUGCGCUUAAAUGCUUCCCCCUCCACUGAGUCGCCUCUCCCCCUGCUGCUGGGUCCUUCUCCAGCAUCAUCCAGGAGCCUCCCCUUCGCCUCUCGCUCUGAUGUCAGUUCCCUGACAGUUUCCCAUUAGGGCAUCUAGUUGGCCACUGUGAGAACAGGAUACUGGAUUAGAGGGGCCAUUGGCUUGAUCCAACAGGUUCUUCUUAUGGUCUUAUGAGAUGAGUUGCAGGAUAAAGAAAGGACAUUCACAAACACCAUUUGGCCACUUCAAAUGUAAGAUAAAUACCAUGAAACAUCAAACCCCACCAUUGAGAAUUUCACCAUUUUUUUCUCUUCACCUUUGAUAAUGUUUGAUUGCCAUUUCCUGUUCCAUUAAUUGAUGAAAAAUAGUUGGGGAAGGUGGGAGGGCUGGAGGAGGGAUUUUCAGCAUAGCAGUGCUGGAAAAAAACAGAGCAGGCAAGAGCUGAUUCAGCAUAGCCCAUCCCUAUUAAUUUAUAUUGGAUUUCAAGUGACUUAAGUGGCUGGUUUAAGCAUAGAUGCUGUUCUCAGCCAGUUUGGAAGAAGUUCCCCUGCAUUUUGCAAGAGGCAGCUGCCCUCCCCCCAUCCAGGAUUCUUGCACAGAAUAAAAUGACGAAGAACGAACCUAUGCUUAGUUAGAAUAAUUAGUCAUUUCAAUGUGCCACACAGCAUGAGUGGGGGAGAAAACUUGGAUUGUAGAAAUAACAUUCUGCACUGUUCUGUUCCCACCCACCUUGAAAUUUCAAAUGACGCAAGUGCUUUAGGCUAUGCCUGGCUAGGGAGAUUUUUCAUAACUGCUCGAUGUCGAUACAAAGUAUAUAUAUGGCAGGAUUUUGAAUAAAUAACAAAAUGGGUCCUGAACUUGGGUUGCUGGCCUCAAGGGCAUAUAACUAACCCAAAUCUAUUUGUAGAGCUGAUAGUCAGUGUGCUGGGGCCUAUGUAUGUUUGCAUGUAUUCCAAUUUAUUUAUGUGAAUCAUUUUUAUCUUGCUCUUCUCGUGUUUGUGACAUACCGAUGUCCCAACGUCACACGCAUGAGGUCAGGACAUCUGGAGGAGCUUGGGGCAGAGCCAAAUGCAAAAGCCACAUGGCUCAAUAGCCUGCAGCUCCUCUUCCACCUUCUCUUGGUGCUACCACCAGCAAGAGGGUGUUCCGACCCUCCUUCCCCUCCAUGGCAGAAGGAGGAGGAGAAGGAGCCAGCUGCUGGAGGCAUGCUGCACUCAGAUCUACUCUUUGGCCCCAUGCUUUUGAGGCAUAGGGGCCCCCAGCCCCUACCCCCCAAAUAUAGAUACCUCUAAAGCAGAGUUUCCCAAACUUGGGUCUUCAGGUGUUUCAUCCCUAGCUAGCAGGACCAGGUCAGGGAUGAUAAGAACAGUUGGAGACCAAUGUUUGGGAAACCCUGCUCUAGGAAGUCCUGGUGUUCAUGCAAAAAUGCGUGUAAUGUGAGGGAGGCCAGCUUGUUUUGAAAUGUAUCCAUCAUGCUCAUGAUGUAAAUGAGAGAGGGGAUGAGAGGAGACCGAGGGAUGUUAGUGAGAGGAAGGAAGGUUUUCUUCUCCAUCCACGUGCAUGUCUACCAGGAAAAGUAAUAAGAGCACAGUGAGAUCAGAGUGCCAAAUAGGGUCACUCAGGGGACCAUGUGAAGCUGAAGACUUUCCAGUUGCUGACCUCUGAGAUCAUUAGAAAAGCAUUGGCAGAUCAGACCAAAGGCCCAUUUAACUAUCCAGAUGCAUUUGGGAAACUAAUAAACAGGACAAGAGGACAACUACCCCUUCCCUUUCUGCAUGAGAAGCAUGUGCUGAAUCAUAGAAGAACCACCCUCCUUUUAGGAACAUACUUCCACUGAAUUGGACCGCUGGUCCAACUAGGAAUAGCCAACAUGGAGCUAGCCGGAUGUUGUGGCACACCAGUUCCAAGCAUCCCUUAGCAUUAACCAUGCUGGCUAGAGCUGAUGGCAGUUGGAAGCCCAACAUCUGGAGAGCUCCAGAUGUUGAUAACCCUCCCAGGGACAGGGGCUAUCCAGGGUUUCAGACAGUGACCUCUGCCGCCCUAUUUGGAGGUGUCAGGACUUGAACUGGGACUUCAAGAACAUAAGAAGAGCCAUGCUGGAUCAAACCAAAGACCCAUCUAUUCAUGCAUCCUAUAAUCACCAAGUGGCUGUGGGAAGCCCACAAGUAGGGGAAGGGGCUGGAGAUUGCACAAAAGACCCAGGCUCCCUAGACUAUUCCCUGACAACAACCCUGGACAGUAUCCACAUAGACUGCCAGGGAAGCACAUUAGUGUUCGAAUGAGAACAUGUUCUUUUGUUAAAAGCAAAAUGGAUGGGUUGGCUCACUGGAUCAGAUACGUUUGUGUGUUCUUCCGUUUUUAAGGAGCUUAGGAUGAACAGCUGGGAAGUUGGAUUUUCUCUGCAGAAAGCAAUUUAUCCAGCCUGGCCGUUCAGUUUUUAAUCUGGGAGCAAGAGCGUGAACUCAGGCAGAAUGCAUGAACUUCCUUGCUGGCAUCAGGUGAUGCUUCUGUACAGCUCUUCCCCAGUCUGGUGCCCUCCAGAUACUUUGGGCAACAGCUCCCAGCAGCUGUCUUAAUUGAAAAAGGUGCUUCACAUAAUUAUAUUUUGUGCACGGCAGUUCACUGUUGACAGUGUUUGACAGAGUAGGACAAGCAAUAGGUGUUUGUCUCUGCCCCAAGGUACUUACAUUUUAUUUUUCAACAGUAGGGGAGGGAGAAGAAGGAGGGGAAAGGAUGAGUAACAAGGGAUGAAUUUGCAAACUUUGGUUUAGUUUCAUGUUGUGUGUGUAGGGGGAAAGCCUAAGGGGUUAAGCCAGAGGCAUCACACAAAGCAAACUGCAACAAACCAAGGGAGACAAACCUCUGGACUUCCAGAGGUUGUUGGACCCCAACUCCCAUCAGUCCCAGCCAGGAUGGUUAAUUGUCUGGGACUAUGGCAUCUGGAGUUCAACAUCUGGAGGACACCAGUGUCCCCACCCACCCAGUAAACAUUAUAACAGCCCUGACCAGUGGGCCACUAUCCCUGUAUUGGAGAGGGGUUGGGGCAGAGGUUGAGGAAUGGAGUUUUGGCACAUAAACAUGAGGAGAGCCUGGCUGCUGGAUCAGAGCAAAGGCCCAUCUAAUCUAGCACCCUGUUUUCACAGUGGCCAACCAGAUGCCUGAAUGGCAAGCCUGCAAGUAGGACCCAAACCUGAGUUAUCCCCAUGCAAUUCCAAGCAGCUGAUAAUGAGAGGCACGCUGCUUCUGAAAACGAGGAGAGAACACAGCUCUGGUGGCUAGUAGCCUUUGAUAGCUUCAUCCCCCAUGAAUCUCAGACCAAGUUAGACCACUGAUCCAUCAGUGUGGCUUGUGGACUUCCCACAUGCAUCCGGUUGGCCACUGUGAAAACAGGAUGCUGACCCAUUGUACUGACUCAGCAGGCUUAUGUUCUUAAGCUCUGCAUUGUCUACUAGAACAGAACUGAGGUCACAGAAAAAGGCCUCUCCUGGCUAUCUUUUAUCAUUUUAGCUGCCUAGCUUAUGGGGUAAUCAUAGAAUCAUAGAACUGAAGAGUUGGAAGGGAUCCUGAGGGUCAUGUAGGCCAAGUCCUUGAAAUGCAGGAAUCUUUUGCCCAAUGUGGAUCUCGAAGCCAUGACCUUGAGGUUAAGAGUCUCAUGCGCUAACUGCUGAGCCAACAGUCCCAGGAAGAAAGCCCCUUUGAUGUUACUGUUGCUAAACAACUGGUGUUGGAAGCCAGUUUGUUGAAAAUCUUGCAGACUUCUACUAGGACAUCCCAACCUGACUUCUGCCCACCCCUGUCUCAAAAAGACAUUCAAGAAGCACCAAACAGCAAUGACGGCUGGCCACUUCAAUAGGGAGAGGGACAAGUGGCAGAUGGCAUCUCUCCAAGGGCUGAAUUUAGCUUGAGGGUUGCCAAUUGCCAAUCCCCAGGGUCCAAUAAUCCAUACAGUGAUCAGGACCCUUUUAUGCAUACAACUUACAAACCAGCUGUGAAUUGAGUUUCAAGAUCUCAUUGCAGAAUACACUCUGUAAUGGAUGUGUUUGCUUGUGUGUCGUCUAUAGUUGCAUGCAUGAUCAAUCCAUUGACUAACAAUCCCCUUGGAAAAAAAGUGGAAUAAUGAAUAAAUGAAAGGGAACUGCAGCUGGCUUGCUGCCAAUAUCCUGAAAAGCUUAAAUACUGUGUGAUUCACUAUGAAGGGAUUUGCUUACAUUCUUAUUAGGAGAAAUUACAGUAUUUAUGGAUUCCUCCAAGGUCUGAUUACCAUGAGCUUUAAAGGCUUUUGUUAUGAAAUCAUCCACUGUUUCUCUUAUAUAUUAUUAUUGUUGUGCUGCAUUGCUUUUUAAUUUAGCAAAGCGUUUCGGGUUUGAAUUUUUGACUAGUCAGGAGAACUGAAUUCGUUCCAAAGCCAGCAUUUGAUGCAGAGUAAGGGUGGGCAACACAUCCAGCCAAACCUGACCCCCAGGCCUCCCCAUUUGGCCCAUGAUGCAUCAGGAAACAUCAGAUGUGGAGCGGGUAGCAAUGUGGCUGCAGAAAACAUGAUUGAACUCCUCACCUCCACCCCACGCAUUACCUGAUGCACAGGUUGUUCAUUCCUGUUCCGUUCUGGUGCACCAGCAAGAUUCUGCUGGAAACUGGCUGGAAUGUAUGAAUGCUGAAGAAAACAAGGUUGUCCCAUCCCACCCACUGCAAAUCAGCAGGUAUGCAGGGAGUUCAGUCUAGGGUUACUAGAUUUUUUUCAAUGAAUCUCAGGACACAAUCAAUCAAUCAAUCAAUCAAUUAAAAAACGUUCGGGGUGUUGAUGCUGCAGCAAUGUCGGAGGCAGAGGGGCGGCCUUUCUCCGUGAGCCUGGGCCGCCCCUGAGUUGUUUAUUCUUCAGUGGUGGUGGGGAGGCGGUGCGCGGUGGGUCAGGCAUGGAAGACGGAGAAGGAGGGCUGAGAGCGGCAUUGGCGGUGGUGAGGCUCGGGCAGCACGAUGCCUCCCUUCCCAUUGGAGCAGCCCCAAUCCCAUUCCUACUUGCGUGCAAGCAGGAGGGGGCAGGGAUCCCUCAGCUGGGAAGGGAGGCUUCCUGUUGCCUAACUGAGAGGUUCCUGCCCCCUCCUGCUUGCACGCAAGCUCCGAUAGGCAGCAUGAAGCCUCCCUUCACAGCUUAGUUGCUAGGGUCAGGGAAGGUGGAGGCAGCCUAGAAGCUGCAUUUUAGAGCUCCUGCACCACCAUCAUAUGGGGACUUCUGAGCAGCUCCUGAAGCCAGCCAGAGCGAAGUGGUCUGGGCUGCUGAGACUGCCGCUGCUGCGUUUCCCAGGGACAUUAGAUGAAAUCCGGGCACGUUCCAGGGAUGGAGUUUGUCUGGGGACUUAUUCGCAAAUCCGGGGACUGUCCCCGGGAAACGGGGACAUCUGGUAACCCUAGUUCAAUCCUGCUUGGUUUGGGCACACCAGCCAAUUCCUGCUGGGAGCUGCCAGGCAUACCCACACCCUGCAGAAAUCAGGCUGGAAUUACAGCUGAUCCAUGGGGAGUUCAAUGGAGCUUGUGCAGUACAGGCAAUCCCCCAUUUACGCAGGGGUUACGUUCCAAGGCAUUGCAUGCUUGUUUGCUUAUUUAUUUAUACAUACAUACCCCACCCAUCUGGGCAGCUCCUAAUAGAAUAUUAAAAACACAAUAAAACAUCAAACAUUAAAAACUUCCCCAAACAGGGCUGCCCUUAAGUGAAAUCAUGUGUAUAUUUGAAACACCACUGAAGAAGAAGAAGAAGAAGAAGAAGAAGAAGAAGAAGAAGAAGAAGAAGAAGAAGAAGAAUUUUUUAUUUAUACCCCACCUCUGGGCGGCUUCCAACAAAAUAUUAAAAUACAAUCGUCCUUCAGGUAUUAAAAGCUUCCCUAAACAGGGCUGCCUUCAGAUGUCUCCUAAAAGUCUGGUAGUUGUUUUAUCCUUCGACAUCUGGUGGGAGGGCAUUCCACAGGGCGGGUGCCACUACCGAGAAGGCCCUCUGCCUGGUUCCCUGUAACUUCGCUUCUCACAGUGAAGGAACCACCAGAAGGCCCUUGGUGCUGGACCUCAGUGUCCAGGCAGAAUGAUGGGGGUGGAGAUGCUCCUUCAGGUAUACUGGACUGAGGCUGUUUAGAGCUUUAAAGGUCAGCACCAACACUUUGAAUUGUGCUUGGAAACAUACUGGGAGCCAAUGUAGGUCUUUCAAGACCGGUGUUAUGUGGUCUCGGCGACCACUCCCAGUCACCAGUCUAGCUGCCACAUUCUGGAUUAUUUGUAGUUUCCAGGUCACCUUCAAAGGUAGCCCCACGUAGAACACAUUGCAGUGGUCCAAGCAGGAGAUAACUAGAGCAUGCACCACUCUGGUGAGAGUGUGGGCAGAUAGGGUCUCAGCCUGCGUACCAGAUGGAGCUGGUAAACAGCUGCCCUGGACACAGAAUUAACCUGCGCCUCCAUGGACAGCUGCGAGUCCGAAAUGACUCCCAGGCUGCACACCCAGUCCUUCAGGGGCACAGUUACCCCAUUCAGGACCAGGGAGUCCUCCACACCUGCCUGCCUCCUGUCCCCCGAAAACAGUACUUCUGUCUUGUCAGGAUUCAACCUUAAUCUGUUAGCCACCAUCCAUCCUCCAACCGCCUCCAGACACUCACACAGAACCUUCACCGCCUCCACUGGAUUUGAUUUGAAAGUGAGGUAGAGGUGGGUAUCAUCCGCAUACUGAUGAACACCCAGCCCAAACCCCCUGAUGAUCUCUCCCAGCGGCUGCAUGUAGAUGUUGAAAAGCAUGGGGGAGAGGACAGAACCCUGAGGCACCCCACCCUGCAAACACCCUGUUUCGCUUCCACCUGUUUCUACCCUUUUUUUGACAUCUUCGGGUCACUUCCAUUUUCCCCGCGAUGUGCAUGUGUGCAGUCACGCACAUCUUGAACGAGUGUAAAUGGGGGGGGGGAGGGUUGCCUGAACCUCACCACCCAGGGCCAACAUUGAAAGGUGAAUGGGUGGGAUCAAGCUACCUAUCAAUCACCUGACAUCAUUAUAAUGUCAGAUGAUUGGCAGGCGAGUGUUCUUGCCCACCUGUCAAUGCUGGACCACCAGGCUGGAGGAGAUCAGGAUUUGGCCCACCGGGAAUUGCUCACCCAUUUUACAUUCAUGGGUAUCUUUAUAAACAUGAGGACUAGCCGCUUGCGGUAAAAGAAAGAAGGAAGGAAGAUAUGAUUGCUGGGAAAUUGAAUUUUGCACCCAUUCCUACAGUCUGCCUCCCUCCUUUAGCACUUUUCCAAAAUCCAGGAUCUAAUAGGAAGUGUUGAAGGAACUUGGUAAUCUUUCCGAGCAACUGAUUCAACAUUAACAUUUUCUCCCCUCUCCAGGAUCCAUCAGAAACACCUAAAAUUAUUGCUUGCCAUCCAAUCACAGAAUCAAAGAGACAUAUUAACAUCCCUUUUUAAACUCCCACCUCCUGGUUUUCAACACAACUGAACUCUCUUCCCUUGCUGAUCUUCCUGCAGCACCAGUUGCACUGGGAUGAGUUAGCAGGGCUAAGAUGCCAAACACCUGCCCCCAUCACUGGUGGCACGUACAGAGGACACGUGCGCCCUUAAGCUGCUUAGGCCGCCUGAGGCUCACGGCAUUUCUGAUCUCUCUGAGUGUAGCAACAACUAGUCAGGCAAGGCGUCGCUGAUGACUCAGCUCGCAGCGCCCUCUUGUGGGCACGUAAUCUCACUCAGAGCUGAGAUGAACUCAGGCUGAACGUCUAUGCAGUUAACACCUGGGCCGAAGGAGAAAUGUGAUUUUGUUUGCAUUCACACUUCUCAAACCGGUACACAGACUGAAACGCAACUGUCCUUUGAAAUUAGCACCUCUCUGUGUUUGGGAAUGCUGUCCUCCAGCCAGUGUGUACAAAAAUGCACGUAGCGUGGGAUAUCUGUGAAAAAUAACAUACCCAAAUGCAUCAUGUUAGGGGAAAUUGCUUGUAAAAAUGGGCAUAUCAGGGCACAUUAGCUAAAAUGCAUAUGAAGAGGCAUAUGAGGAGAAAUUGGUGGCCUCCUUCCACCUGCCUUGCCCCACCCUCCGGCCCUGGGUCUCCUCAUAAGGAAGCUGUGCCUGGAGGAAGAACUGCGAGGGGAGAGACUUCAUCAGGAAAGGCCUCCUUCCACCUGCCUUGCUCCACCCUCAAGUCUCUGCUUCUCAUUUUGUUCUGUAUUAUGUUGUGCACUGUGGUUUGCUGUUGUUUUAUUGAAAUUACUUAUGGUAACUGUUGAGUGGAUUUCUGUUUAAUUUUGAAAUGCUGAUAUUUAAUAUUAUUCUAUAUUGUUUUAAUGAAUGUUGAAUGUUAUUUUAUUUGCAUAUUGUAUAUUGUAUUAUGCAUAUUGUCUUAUUUAUAUGAUGUUAGCCGCUCUGAGCCUGGCUUUGUCUGGGGAGAGUGGGAUACAAAUAAAAUUUAUUUAUUUAUUUAUAUUUCCAUUGAAGCGUGAUGAAUUUUUGUAAGUAUUCAGAAGGGAAAAAGCAAAUGGCAGCAGAAAUGGAGAUAAUUGAAAUUGACAGAUCCAUCGAUCCCUAUGUGAGCCUUGGCACCACCACAAUCACUAGGAUAUACACAGACCCACUCCUAGUCAUACACACAUCUCAUUGGGCUUUCUGCUGUAAUUCUCAGGUUACCCAGAAUGCUUUAUCAGUCUGGAAGUCCAGUCCCUUAUAAACACGUGAAGCCUCCUUAUAUUGUUUGAGUCCAUUUGCCCAACAAAUGUGGCACUUCUAUUUUUUGCAGUUCACAACAGCUCAUGGCAGUCUUGGGUGCAGAGUCUUGCAAUCUAACAUCCUUUUUACCCAGGAUUCCCAUAUUCUGGGAACUUCUGCAUGCAAAGCAGGGAUAGGAAGAUGUUUUCAGCAUGAGGGCCACUUCCCCUGGUAGGCAACUUCCCAGGUAGGCAACAUGUCAGUGAUAGGUGGGGGCAGAGGCAAAAGGGGGUGGAGCAGUGAAUGCAUACCUUCCAACCAUCAAAUUUUCCCCUCAAGGGGCUGAUUCAUGCUUACCCACAACAUACACAAACACCCUGCCCUAGCUGGAACCACCACCACCCAGUCCAUUUUCUCCCUUCCCUGCUCUGACUAUUUGGGCUUCUUUCAGUUUCUCUUUUUUCCCAGUCUUAAAUUCAGUUUGCACCCUUUCUGCAUUGCUUUACUUAUUUUUUUUUAAGUGUGCAUUUUCAUGCAAAUUUUUCAUUUGCACAAUAUAUUUGCAUUUUUGCAAGCAAUUUUCCCUAAUAUUUAUGCAAUAUCGUUAUCACUAAUACACUUCUGUGCAUCUCCUCCUAACAUGAACUAUUUUGCAUGCAGUUUGGGGAGUUGGAGGACUACCUUGCAAACUCCAGAAUUUCAAGAGAUAGCUAUAUUGCUUUGGUUAGAUACAAAUUAAGUCAUUUUCCUCUUUUGUGUGUAUAAUUUUGAUUAAAUUUUCUGUUUUACAAUUUAAAAUAUUCAUUUAAACAACCUUAAAGUAUCAGUGACUUCCUUUCUUCUCUUUCCAUGGUUCAUUUUUCAUAUCAUAAAUCUCUGCAUAUUUUACAUAAACUAAACCAUUCAGUUUUCCAUUAUUACAUCCAUCGAAACUUGUUUACACUGUUGAAUUUAUCUUAAUGCUGUCAACAUUUUCAAGUGUACACAAUCCCCCAAUAUAUUCAAUAAGCAUUUUCGAAUCUUCUUUAAAAGUAUGUUCUUCUUGUUCUCUUAUUCUAUAGGCAAAUUAAGUCAUUUUCCAAUAAUGUGCCAACAAAUAAAUGUCUCCUUUAUCCAUAUUUCUGGACCAACACGGCUACACAUAUCUGAUUUUUGUCUUGUUUUGCUUUGCUUUGUCUGGAAUGAAGUAGCUUCACUUCUUCUUCUUCUUCUAAACCUCCCCCUUGUCUUUGUUUCUCCGUCAGGACUGAUUGUCUACCUGGGCAUGAUGCUGGGGGCUAUUAUGUGGGGUGGCCUGGCAGACAAACUGGGCCGGAAGAAAUGCCUCAUCCUGUCUCUCUCCAUCAAUGCAUCUUUUGCGUUCCUGUCCUCGUUUGUACAGGGAUAUGGAUUCUUCCUCUUCUGUCGCCUUAUCUCUGGUUUCGGGUAAGUUACACAGCGCCCAGCUUGGGAAAGGGCCAGCUUGCAUUAACGAAUAGGUCUCUGUAUCAGAUUGGCCUGAAUCUCAGAACUGAAUCAGGCCCAUUUUGUGGCAUUUGGAUAUUGGCUGGGUUGGGAGGCAAUAGCCUUUGAUCGCCCUGGGUCGGGCUCCCUGGAGCAAUCUGGGGCUGUGAAUGUGUGGGCCAUUGGGCAGGAAAGAGGCAGGCGACAGCAGAGCAUUUCCCACAGGGAAUGCACUGGGCAAGCAGACGCAAGCAGGAGAGAAGCAGAUCCCUGCAGCCAGCAGAACUGAAUCCUCCUUCACCUGCUGGUCCAGACAAGCCAUUUAUUGAUCACUCAUUCUGAUUUGCUUGUGAGAAGGCUAGGCUGCGUUAAGCCAUUGUCGUCUCACACUUUCCAGGACAUUUCCAUAUCACUUCCUGAUUUUUUUAUUCAUGGAAGUGCCACAAACCAUCUUUAAUUGUGCAACUUGAAUUUGCUGGUAUGGGAUUGAAUUCCCCGCCCCAACAAAACAGCAUCUGGGGUCUUGGCUCCAAUGCUAGUCUUGCAUUUAUGUUUGUAUGAAUUAAUAGUUUAGAUUUAUUACUACAUUACACACACACACACACACAUGCACAAUGUAUGCAUUUAUUACUACAGUGGUACCUCGGGUUACAUACGCUUCAGGUUACACACUCCACUAACCCAGAAAUAGUGCUUCAGGUUAAGAACUUUGCUUCAGGAUAAGAACAGAAAUCGUGCUCUGGCAGCGCGGCGGCAGCAGGAGGCCCCAUUCGCUAAAGUGGUACUUCAGGUUAAGAACAGUUUCAGGUUAAGAACGGACCUCCGGAACGAAUUAAGUACUUAACCCGAGGUACCACUGUACCUUUAUGUUCCACCUUUCUUGCAAGUGGUCCCCUCCUUCCCCAUUUUUGUAGACCAAGAACAUUCAGCCCACCAGGAUAGGCUUGCCUAACCAAAAAUGUUUUUAGCAGGCAACCUAAAGAGUACAGUGAAGGCGCCUGUCUGACAUCAAUAGAAUCACAGAAUUGUAGAAUCGGAAGGGACCCCAAGGGUCAUCUAGUACAACCCUCUGUAACACAGGAAUCUUUUGCCAAGUGUGGAAUUCAAACCCACAACCCUGAGAUUCAGAGUCUCGUGCUAUACCAACUGUGCUAUAUAUUAAGCAUUCUAGGUGGGGGGUUCCGAAGGGUAGGUGCUGCCACAAUUUCUUGCAAAUGUAGAUUGAGUAUUACAUGGCACUUAUAGCAAGGCCAGUCCCAGUGGUCAAGUGGGUAAUAUAACCACACAGGUAAACUAGAGUUGCCAUAUUUCAAAAAGUGAAAAUCUGGAUUCCAGGGUUUCAGCCUGGCUGUGUCCAGGAAAUUCCAGGCAUAUGGAAGCCCUAGGUAAACUGAUCUGAAGCUAUUCAGGGCUGAAUGUAUUAAGAGCAACACUUUGGCCUGGUUUUUAUUCUCCCUGCCUGUUCUCCCACCUCACCUGCUUCCUCAGAAUUGGAGGGACUCUCCCCAUUGUCUUUGCCUAUUUCUCCGAAUUCCUGUCUCGUGAGAAGAGAGGGGAGCAUCUGAGCUGGCUCUGCAUGUUCUGGAUGAUUGGAGCCCUCUACGCCUCCAUCAUGGCCUGGAGCAUCAUCCCGCAUUACGGUAAUCACCUCUGGAUUCUGACGGCACCCCUGGCCUUUAUCCAUGUGUGGCAUUCAGGCUGAGGAUUUGCUUGCUGUCUAUACAGCGAUGCUCCCUUACGCCUGGUAGGACUGGGAGGUGGGGCCAGACUUAGCAAGGCCUAGGUCUAGGAAUGCUUAUACCGAGUCAGAUCACUGGCUGAUGGGAGAUAAGCCAGUGACACCUCAAGAACACCACAUGGCCUGAUCUAGCUCAAUACUGCAUGCUCUGGCUGGCAACAGCUGUCCAGGGUCUCAGUCAGGGGUCAUCCCUAGCCCUACUCCCUGGGGUGCUCUUCAGUGAAGAUACUGAGGAUAAGGAAUGGCCAGAUCUAUCUAUUUCCAGUCCAUCUUACUUUUGCAUUAUUAUUUUUUUUAAAAAAACACAAUUCCAUUCCAUUUCUGUGUUAAUCUGCAUUCUUAAAAACAGAUUUCCUCAAUGUACAUAUUUAACGAUGUGCUUUAAUAUAUUUUUACAUGGGCAUCUUCUCCAAAACAGUUGCAUCAAAGCACCUGUUUUGGCACACAAAGCCUAUUAAGAAUGAGGUCGCUAUGUUAGGGGAAGUGCAGAAUUUGGAAGGCAAAUAUUUCCCCGAGAAGGGCAGAUUAGGCCAUGUGGUAUCUUAUCAAGGAGGAAUCCCUUGAAUUUGCAAAGGCUGGAUUCCUAGACAGCUAACUUCACACAUUAGUCCAUGAGGUGAAGUCAUUUGGUACAGGAAUUCAAAAGGUCAAAUCCCUCAAAUUCAAAUCCCUGGAUACCUAAGUUCCGAUUUGAACAUUAGUCCAGGAGUUGCAGAUCAGGACAUUUUGUAUAGUAAUAGUAAUAGUAAUAGUAAUAAUAACAACAACAACAAUAAUAAUAAUUUAUACCCCACCCAUCUGGCUGGGCUUCCCCAGCCACUCUGGGUGGCUUCCAACAAAAUAUUAAAAUACAGUAAUGCAUCAGACAGUAAAAGCUUCCCUAAACAGGGCUGCCUUCAGAUGUCUUCUAAAAGUCUGGUAGUUGUUCUCUUUGACAUCUGGUGGGAGUGUGUUCCACAGGGCAGGUGCUACUACUGAGAAGGCCUUCCGCCUGGUUCCCUGUAACUUGACUUCUCGCAGGAAUUUGCAUCCCUCCAGCAUCCCUGUUGAGGCACCUUCACUACCUAGAACACCAGAUGUGCUCUGCCAUCUGGGAAUGUUGGAGAAUUCUGAUGAAAACAGGAAAAAAGGAGGACAUUGUUGGUGUUUGCAUAUUUGUUCCCAUGUCCAGGAUUCCAGAAUGCAAAUUGACCCAUUGGUAUUUGCUGUCAAUUGGUUGCUUUCCAUCAGCAAAUGAUCUGCAACUGAUUAUACUGCCCCCCCCAAAUUUGCAUUGUGUUUCCCUUGCAUUGAAAUGAAUGUGGUGGAAUUGCAGCAUGGCCAGGUAAUUUACGUAAUUAAUUACACAAAUCACGUAAGUCGCAUAAAUCUGCCACAGUGGGCAGCAAGACAAAUAAUGCAGUUGAUGGGGGAAGACAAACCACAGUAGAACGGAAACAUGACUGCAUGGGACAAAUUCAGGGUGGAAAGGGAAACAAUGCCGUCUUCCAUCCCUCACUGUAGCCCCUUUCCCUUGCUUAUAGGAUGGGGCUUCAGUAUGGGGACCAACUACCACUUCCACAGCUGGAGAGUUUUCGUGGUUGUCUGCUCUCUGCCCUGCAUCGCGUCUCUGGUUGCCCUGAAGUUCAUGCCAGAAAGCCCACGGUUUUUGCUGGAGGUAAGAACACAUGUCUGAGAAAACAGACCUUUGCAUUGUGCAGAUUCUUCUAGAGGAUAUGCUAUAAGCAAAAGAAACCAAAGGGACUGGGAUUUGUUUGGCAUAGGCUGCAACACCUAAUGCAUUUGCUCGGGUCUGGGAGCAGUGGCUCAUUCUCAGGGCCCUUUGGAAUAUUGGUCAGUGCGGGAUUUUGAGCUUACCAUAUCAUUGCAAAAUAAAACAAAUCCUUCCAGUAGCACCUUAGAGACCAACUAAGUUUGUAUGUUAGAGACCAACUAAGUAUGAGCUUUCAUGUGCAUGCACACUUCUUCAGAUACAUGCAUGCACGUGAAAGCUCGUACCAAUAACAAACUUAGUUGGUCUCUAAGGUGCUACUGGAAGGAGUUUUUUUUUUAUUUUGUUUUGACUACGGCAGACUAACACGGCUACCUACCUGUAACUAUAUCAUUGCAAGGCAACCAGCAGUAGGCCCCACUGAACUCAACAGGACUUGUUUUUGAGUACAUAUCCUUUAGAAAAUACUGUUAAUUGUGUAAUUGCAUUUUUUAAAUAAAAAAAAUAAGGCCUAGAAACUUGCAUAGAGUUUCUCAGGAUGCUUCAUUCUGUGGCUAAGAUGAAAAUGGGGACCCCUUCUCACAUUAUCUGGCAUAAAUCCGGGAAAACUUUCCACAUCAUCACUUUAUCUCCCUGCCAAGUUUUGCCUGCUAUGCAUUUUGUGUUGAUGCUAAAGAUCCAGGUGUGAAACCAUCCAGAAGACAGCAACUCUGGUGUCCAUUAUGUUAUAAAACAACAUGCCCAAUGUUGAACAGCAGCGUUGGGGAGCUCCUCUUCAGCCCAAGGGCAACUUUCCAUUCUGGUUAACCUUCUGAGGGCCACAUGACACUGGUGGGCAGGGCCAGAGGUACAAGUGAAUGCUAUUUUUACCUUUGUACAGUCAGAUGGUUUCUGUACACACUCACAAACCCCUCUCCACUCAGGCAAGCAAGAGGCAUUAUUGGAAUUCAAGGACCGGUUCCAGCUAGGCAAAAAUGCUCAGGGUGUGGGAAGAGGGUGUGUGGCUUAGGGAGAGUUUCGGGGGCCACAUAGAGAGGUCUGCGGGGCCACAUUCACCCCCGGGCCAGAGGGUCCCCCCUCACAUUGUACAGGUAUUCUCUGGCAGAAUCCAGAACUUCUGCCCUUGGCUAGGACAUCAUCCCACUGUGGUUAAACCCAUGUGACUUCCGAUGGAGCCAUAGCAUAACUGGAGAGAAAGAGCCUGGGAUCUUAAAAACAUUUUCUGAAGGAAGUGCUCUUUCUGACAUCCUUUGCUUUGGCCUUUCCAGAUAGGCAAGCACGACGAAGCCUGGAUGAUCCUCAAGCAAGUCCACGACACCAACAUGAGGGCCAAAGGCGAGCCAGAGAGGGUGUUUACGGUAAGCAUGCUUUCUUCCUAGGAAUGCACUUCCCCUCAAUACGAGACUUUGGUCAAAGUUUCGAAACCUAAUUGGGGUUUUUAUAUACAUUGCAUAAAGCCCACAAUCCACCUCUUUCUUCUCCCAAAGAUUCAGUAUGCAGAUUCUAAUUCAAGGUUAUUUUCCAACUGGCAAACAUGGUUGCCAUCCAGGCAAGAAGAGCCUGUUCUCCCCCACCCAGAAGUUUGGGGCUACAACUCCCAUCAACUCCAGCUAGGGAUGGGCAAAUCUGCCAAUUUUGGCUUCUCAUUUCUCCAGUCCUAUGUUCCACAUUUUGCCACAUUUCCAUGUCAUCCUUGCAUAUAUAUUUUAAAAGACCAUGUGAAAUGGCAUACACAUUUCAUAGCAUUUGAGUGCAAAUUUCUCCUAAUGCAUGCAAUUCCCCCCAUGCAUUUCUGCCCAAUAUACACAUUUCUGUAAAACAAUUUCCCCCAAUAUAAUGCAUUUGUGUAUAUUGCUUUCGCCAAGAUGUGCAUUUUUGUACAUGUUACUUGGCUAGCAGACUGCAUUGCAAAAUUCAGAGAUAUGCAAAUUUCAAAAGAUGGCUGUUUCAGUUGGCGUGUUUCUUUCAGAAAAUGAGAAUUAGGGAAAUCUGCCUUUAAAUGUAAACUGAAUCAGAUUUCUCCCUCAUCCCUAAACCCAGUCACUGCUGGGUUCAAAACACCCAGAGAUGUUUCAUCCCAAGUCAGAACAUUGGUUCAUCUAGCUCAGUAUAAUCUGCACUGAAUGACAGUGCCUCUCCAGGGUUUCAGAAAGAAGGCCUUCCUUGCCUACUUGGAGAUGCCAGAAAUUGAACCUUGAACCUUCUGCAUGCAAAGCAGUCGCUCCGCCCCGAGCUAUGCCCCUUCCCCACGUCCAGUUAUUUGGGAAUAAGCCUCCUUGUACACUGUGGGACUUGCUUCCAAGUAAACGUAUUCAGGAUUGGAAUGCAGAGGUGUUUAUUCAGGUGACGGUUGACUCAACCCUCUGUUGUGCUGCUUCUGCGCAAUUGCUUACAAGAACCAAGCUUAGUGUGGUUGCUGUGAAGUCAAGUGCUGAAUUAUUAUUAUUUUUUUUGACAAAAUCGGAUUUAUUUCUAGAGGCAAAAACACUUUGUUAAAAAUGUAUAAUUAUAAUUAAUAAGAGAAAUUGGACAUUAGGGCUGUUAGAUGGAUUCACAGUAUUCAGCUGAAAAAUAAAAUCAUUACUGCUUUGUUGAAAGCUCCCUGGAGCUUACUUGGUGACUUUAAAUUAUAUACAUAAUUAUAUACAUGUGCAUAUUUUUUACAUUUAUAUUGACAUUUGGGGAAUGUUUUCCCCCCUUUUUUGAGUUUUAUUUAUUUAAUAACGUUCUUACGUUACAUCGGUAAACAUUAUCAUAUUACAUUACAAGGCUUAUUAUAAUAUAAUUUAGGGCUGAAUAUUUUGGCUUGUUUUUCUUGUUUAUUCAGGUAGCCAACAUAAAAACUCCAAAGCAGAUAGACGAAUUCAUUGAAAUACAGUGUUCCACAGGGACGUGGUACCAGCGUUCUUUUGUUAGAGUGACAACCACCCUCAAACAGGUAUGGGAGGGGGAUGGUGGUGGCACCUGAAUGCACACAACAACCAGUAAUGAUUGAUUGCCUAGAUCUGUCAUUGUGCUACCUGCCCACACAAUGAACAGGUCACAGGAUUGCAACCUUUCCUGAUUACAUCUGGGUGCAGUACUUUGACCACCCAGCCUAUUAAUCAACAAAUAUUUGGUUUCAUGUAAGGCUCUCAACUCAACAGAGAUUUUUAAGUGGAUCAACCACCUGUGUUUUUACCAAGCGAUUCAUUGCAUAUAGAUUAUGUUAUAUUAUCAGCUUCGGUAAAGGUGUCUUCCUGACAUACUGAAAUAAGUGUAAGUGUAAAGGUAAAGGGACCCCUGACCAUUAGGUCCAGUCGUGGCUGACUCUGGGGCUGCGGCGCUCAUCUGGCAUUAUUGGCCAAGGGAGCCGGUGUACAGCUUCCUGGUCAUGUGGCCAGCAUGACUAAGCCACUUCUGGCGAACCAGAGCAGCUCAAGGAAACACCGUUUACCUUCCUGCCGGAGCGGUACAUAUUUAUCUACUUGCACUUUGACGUGCUUUCGAACUGCUAGGUUGGCAGUGUAAGUGUGCAUUGGAAUUAAUAAAUAACACUUUCACAUGCUGCUAAGGGGGGGGGGGAACGGGACUAUAUUUGUUGGAAGAUCUUUAAUACCAUAUUUAAGGCAAAGUACCUUUCAUAUUUUAUUUUUUGGUUCCCUAUUCCAGUGAUACACCAGAACUUAAUUGCCUCUGACAGUGACCUCAAUUUAAAUUAUUUAAAUUGCCCCAUAGAUUAAUCAACCAAGCUUCAGUUGAUUUAUGUCAUAGUGGGUUUUAAAGCAAAUGUAGGAUUUGAGAUAAAUAAAUCCUGCUUCACUGAAUCUAGCCAGCUAGCUACAAUGUAAAAACACGGAAUGAAAAUACUCAUAAUAAAUUAUUCGCCAUUUCCACAAACAAACAGGUAUUUGUUUUUCAUUUUUGGAGAUGAUACAUUAGAAGUUAGUUUUCUUAGGACUUUUUCUGUAACUGAUUCUUUGGACAAUCCUUUUCUUUUAGGUUAUGGACAAUGUAAUAUACUGUCUGACAGCCCAGUACAGAAUGAAUACGCUGUUCCUGGCAAUUGUGUGGUUCUCAAUGGCCUUAAGGUAUGUGCCUUGGAAUUCACAAACCUGUUAUUAACCAGAGAGUUGGAAGAUCAUCCAGUCCAACCCUGCAAGAAAUCUCUUAGUACAGCAUCCCUCAUAGCUGGCUAUCCAGCAUGUGCUAAAAACCUUAAAUAAAGAAGGACCCACUGCUUUCCAAGGCAGUCUGUUCUAAUAUUGAUACAAAGGAAGCUACCUUAUAGUGAAUCAUACUGUGGGUCCCUCUAGCUCAGUGGUUCUCAACCUGUGGGUCCCCAGAUGUUGUUGGACUACAACUCCCAUCAUCCCUGAGCUCUUGCUAGCUAGGAGUGAUGGGAGUUGUGGUUCAACGACAUCUGGGGACCCACAGGUUGAGAAAGGUUGCUCUAGCUCAAUAUUGUCUACACUGACUGGCAGUGGUUCUUCCAAUUUUUAGAGAUGACUCUUUCCCAACCCUCCCUGGAGAUGGAUAUGAUUGAACUUGGGACGUCUGCAAACCGACUGGGUGUUCUACCACUAAGCUGCAGCUUAUCCCACAAGCAGAGGCUCUCAGGUUUCAUCUCCAGCAUCUCCUAGUAAGGACAAAAAAGACUUUUGUCUGAAACCCCAGAAAGCCACUGGCAGCGAGUCUAGGCUAGGCUAUGGUUACCAGAUGUCCCCGUCUCCCAGGGACAGUCCCUGGAUUUACAAAUCUGUCCCCGGACAAAAUCUGCCCCCAGAAUGUCCCCGGAUUUCAUUUAAUGUCCCUGGAUUUAUAUUUUAAGUGUUGUAGAUUUAUUAGUAGGGAACGAAUGUUGCGUGCUUGGUUCAAUGGCACAAGACACAGCAUAUGGGAACUUCAGGCAAGGCAAAAUGGCGGGUGCCACAGCAGCUAGCAGCUCCUGAAGCCAGCUAGAGCCAACUGCGCUACCAGGCUGGCUCCGGGCUGCUGAGACUGCAGCUGCCACUGCUGAGGGUGAACUGGGGACGCCCAGUGCGUCAACUGGGGGAGAUACUGACACACACACACCCCGUGACCCAAAUCAAGCCGGGAGCAAAAGCACCCAGCCACCUGGCCGACUGCCCAAUGGCACUCUGUGGCCAGGAAAACCCCAGAGCCAACGAAGGGAGAAGGAGGAGAGGAGAAGGAGAAGGAGAAGGAAGACAGAGAAAGAGGAAGGAGAAAAAAGGUGGAAGUCCCGACCUUGCAGCACUACUUCCGCUGCCGAAGAGAGGUAGGAGAGCACCAGGAGGGCAAGGAUAUGUGGCCGAGCCGAGGCCCGAUCCAAGCCUACUCCAUGGUGGCUAGUACUUUAAGAGAGCAGGCUGGGGCCCAGAGGAAGACUGUGCAACAGAAGAGACCACAGAAGAGAAGACAUUACUUCUUAAUUAUUUUUUAAAAUAACUUUUCUUUUAAUAACUUUUCUUUUCUCUUUUCAAAAAGAAAAGAAAAAGUGUCCCCGGAUUUUUUGAAAAAAAUCUGGUAACCUUAGUCUAGGCAAUACUGAACUUGAAGUACCAAUGGUUUGACUUGUUAUAAGGGAACUGCCUAGUUUCCUGUGGGUAAAGUCUGCCUGAGACAUUUUGCCAGUCUUAGCAAAACAAAUAUUUGCUCCUUUUGAUAGACUUUGCCUGUUUCCUCAGAGCAACAAACUUUCAAAUCAGAAAUACAGGAAGCUGCCUUGUAACAUUUGCAAGGCUAAAUAAGAGCAGCAGGAACCUGUCCUGAACAUUUCAGAGAUAGUUUAUUUUCCCACCAUUACCUUUUGGGAAGGUUAGGAACUUAGGAAGCUGCCAUAUACUGAGUAUUGAUUGGCAGUGCCUCUCCUGGGUUUCAGGAGAGCCCUACCAGAAGAUGAACCUAGACUGAACCUGGGAUCUUCUGUAUUCAAGGCAUAUUCCACAUUACUGAACUGCAGCCUUUCCCCCAAAGACCUUGUUUUUGUUGUUUAGUUGUUUAGUUGUGUCUGACUCUUCGUGACCCCAUGGACCAGAGCACGCCAGGCACUCCUGUCUUCCACUGCCUCCCGCAGUUCGGUCAAACUCAUGCUGGUAGCUUCGAGAACACUACCCAACAAUCUCGUCCUCUGUCGUCCCCUUCUCCUUCUGCCCUAAAUCUUUCCCAACAUCAGGGUCUUUUCCAGGGAGUCUUCUCUUCUCAUGAGGUGGCCAAAGUAUUGGAGCCUCAGCUUCAGGAUCUGUCCUUCCAGUGAGCACUCAGGGCUGAUUUCCUUAAGAAUGGGUAGGUUUGAUCUUCUUGCAGUCCAUGGGACUCUCAAGAGUCUCCUCCAGCACCAUAAUUCAAAAGCAUCAAUUCUUCGGCGAAGACCUAGGCUUAGACCCAAAGACCUAGGAACAUAGAAAUCUGCCUUAUACCAGGUCAGACCCUUGGUCUGUCUAGUCCAGUACUGUCUACACAGACUGGCAGUGGUUCUCCAAGGGUUCAGGCAGAAACCCAGCCCUAGAAUAGAAAAAAAUUCAGCAGGCAUUUAAAAGUUGAAACAGAAGGCACCUGCUGAAUCUCCACAAAACUGGGCUUAUGACACAAGAGGCUCAGUUUCUUGUUGUUGUCAAAUGGGACUUGUCAACUUGGGGGGUGACCAAUGAUGCUUCUGCAGAUGACCUCAGCUGGGAGAUAAGGGUUCAGGUGGUACCCUGGACCUAAGUUAUCGGUAUUAAUACAAAGACCCUCAACCUGGAUCAGGAGUAGAUGGGCAAUCAGUGCAGAUGUUUUAACACUGAUGCCACAUAUUCUUGGCCAGAUGCCUCCUUCAGCAAUCUGGCUGCCACAGUCUGCACCAGCUGGAGCUUCAGAGCCAGGUCCAAGCGCAGCCCCACAAACAGCUCAUUGAAGCAAUCUAGCCUUGAGGUUAUCGAAGCAUGGGUAACAGUUGUCAGUUCGCUGUGUCACAGUUCUCUUCUUCCUCUUGCAGUUACUAUGGCCUUAUCGUCUGGUUCCCUGACAUGAUACGGUACUACCAAGAAGAAGCGUAUAAGUCCCGCGAGAAAGUAUUUAAUGGGGAAUCAGUGAAGGAUAUCACCUUCAACUUCACCUUGGAAAAUCAAAUCCACAGGAAUGGGACAUAUUUCAAUGACAAGUGAGCCAUCACACCCCACCUCACCAAAACAGAUGCAAAUGUUUGCUUAUAUGUGCAGCGUCCUGUGGGAGCUACUAUCCCACUGAUCCUGGCUGUGGCAGCACCUUGGAACGACCAGAGAUGAUGGAAGUCACUUCAUGAUGGAGAUCAGUGAGAGAUUACCUGUGUGGUGCCCUUGAGCUCCCUUGAGCACCCUUGAGGUUUAUCUCUGGUGCCCACAGAGACUCUGAACCUCUUAUUGUCCCUUUAGUCAUGAGGGAGAGUAUGUGGCUACUUUUUCUCCCUGGAAAAAUAUAGAGAGCUGAAGGAGGAAGUAAGAAGGAGGACAUACUUUCCUACUUCCUCUUUCAGCUCUAUGUGCUUUUCAAGGCCCAGAUCCUUUAGGAAAGUGGUUUGUAUAUUCAUACUUUCUGUCUACCUCUCUCUCUCUCUCUCUCUGUGUGUGUGUGUGUGUGUGUGUGUGAGAGAGAGAGAGAGAGAGAGAGAGAGAGAGAGAUCUCCAGGGGACAGGUGAGAGGAGCGACCAGAAGGGUUGCUGCCAGGUAAUGGUGGCUGGUGCUGAUUGGGACGGGUAGGGUGGAAGGCAGUGAGCCCAGCAAUAAAUGGAGCCAGAGCAAAUGGUGUGCAGAACCCACUAAGUCUAGUUUCCCCCUCCACCCUCCUCCCUGCUGAGUUCUACAGGGGUAACACCAAGACUUUGCAGGAGGAAGCUGAUAGUCAGUGCCACCCCUGGGCUAGUUGCACAUAAGAAGUCUGGCAGGUGGGAGUAGGCAGAGGUUGGGAGGAUAGUGCUUCAUUUGCCUAAGUGGCUUAGCCUCCAGUGGCACUUGCUGAAAGAGUCACAUCCAUUGCUGUGCCUCCUUUUGCCUCUUGGCCAUCCAUGUUUGCCUUUGGCUCUGCCAGUCGAUGAUCUGUGGCCCCUGGAAAGGUUCCAUAGGAGAUGGAAUGGCCCUUGAGCUUUUGUCCUUGUAUGAGAUAAAGAGUGACCCAUAGACAUAAUAACUGCAGCAGCUGAUGAAAAUACUGUUUUUGCUAAUUCAACAUCUAUACUGGGAAAUCAACUUGGAUAUCUGUUAUGAUCUAAAUGAAUUAAAUUACACAUGCUGAUAAACUUUUCUUCAAGGAGCCAUAAUAUUUUAAAAUCACCUUUGGACAUACUGACAUCCAGUGGUCAUGUAAGGAAAGGCACAUCUAGGGCCAGUUCCCACAUUACUUUUUUCUGAAAUAUCAUAUUAAGGCAUAUAUUGCAGCUGAAACCAGGGAUGUGGAAAUUUGCUUGGUUCUCAUUUUUUAUGAGAAUCAAGCAGAUUGGAAAUUCCCAAACCCGUAUGCAAACCAAAACACAGCACUCUUUUGAAAGUUGCACUACUCUGAACUUUGCAAUGUAGUUCGCCAACCAAAGAAUGCAGGCAAAAUGCAUAUAUUAAUGAAAAGUGCAUGUAAAAAUGUGCAUAUUUAGUGAAGAGAGCAUAGAAAAAGGUAUUCUAUUAUGGAGGAAUUGCUUGGACAAAAAAAUUCACACAUACCUAUUAUUAUUAUUAUUAUAAAAAAUUGCAACUGUCCACAUAAGAAGGCUCUGUCCAUGUUCACUCUAUCUUGGCUAUAUUUGGUUGCAUCAGUUGUCCAUCUUUUUUUAAAUAAUGUUUUUUAUUCUUAUUUUUCAUAGUACAAGCAAGUAAACUUCCACCACAUUGACAAGUUCUUCCCUGUUGGUAAGAAUCAGGUGCAAGAUAGUCAAUCCCCUUGUUGCUUCUUACAACCUUCUGGGAAAUGAAAUUGUCAGCAAGGCAAUUGAGGAGUUUGUUGGGCAUUACAUUCCUGGCAGACUUUGAGUUUCAGCUAUCCUGGCAUCUGCUGGAACUCAAAUCAAUAAUCAAUAAGAGAGAAAUCACACAGAGGUAUAGAGAGAUACCAAAUGGAGUCUUUCUUUCAACAUAUUCAUUUUUGUUCACUGAAAGUACCCUCCCCCUAAUGAGCCAUGGGUAGUAAAUGAUUUUGGAGUGAAGUUAAAGUGUUUGCAUAUGAAACAAAGCUGAAUUAGAUUGCAUCAAACUCACUGUCUUGGCCUCUGGUAUCUUAAAUUGUGUGUUUAUUUUUAUUUUUUUUAAAGUUCAGGGAUAGGCGCUUGCUUCAAAUGAAGAUGAUGGUGAGUUAUUUUCUAUGUUUCAGGUUCAUCAAAAUGAAGUUUCGAGAUGUGACUUUUGAGGACUCUGUGUUUGAGGAAUGCUACUUUGAAGAUGUGACAUCGAGCGAGACCUUUUUUAAGAACUGCACCAUUAUAAAAACUGUCUUCUUUAACACAGGUAACGCGGGAGAGUGUGUGUUUCUGUGUUGGCAAAGUGCAUCUGCUGGCUUCUGACUGUGUUUUCAUUUAUAGAAAAGCGGAAUGAAGUGAAGAGAUAAGACUGGGAAGAAAUCAUAAUAACUUUGAUCUGGUCUGUUUUUGCAGUACACAAUAACUUAAGCACCAUUGUUCCCUGUUUAUCAGGAAUGGUAACAGAUUUUUGGUAUCUGGUCCUGCUGCUGCCUUUGGGGAAUAUUUUCUGAACAAGUUAGUAUGCGUGACUAGGCCUUCCAUUCUUCAGAUUUCAGAUACUUCCUUUGGUCUCGCGAAGUUAGAUGGGCGUGUGUUAUAUCUUAAGGGCUCCCCUCUGUAAGUGAUAAUGCAAGUCACUUUACUUACUUCAAAAAAAAUCUCACAUGUUGUUUGGGGACCCUGCUGUGCAUUUUUCUGAAUGGUGCACUAGACAUCUGCUCCAAAGUUUAAUAGGGGACACAGCCAUGUCAGUGUGCAUCACACCAUGUGACAGAAUUAUGUACUUUAUUCCGGCAUACUUUCCUGCCUUUUUAUGGGUGAAUCAUGGGAGAACAGAAACCUGCUUAUAUGGAAAGGGUUGUUGUUGUUUAGUCGUUUAGUUGUGUCCAACUCUUCGUGACCCCAUGGACCAGAGCACAUCAGGCACUCCUGUCUUCCACUGCCUCCCGCAGUUUGGUCAAACUCAUGCUGGUAGCUUCGAGAACACUGUCCAACCAUCUCGUCCUCUGUCGUCCCCUUCUCCUUGUGCCCUCAAUCUUUCCUUGUGCCCUUGUGCCCUUUUUAUGGGUGAAUCAUGGGAGAAUAGAAGCCUGCUUAUAUGGAAAGGGUAGGGGAGUAGCAACAUUGUCCAAUGACGUUCGUUGGGACGCCCACUGGUGCAAAUGAAAUUUGCCGUGACGUGGCAAUCUAUCCAUCAAAAAGUCACACUUCCAGGAAAAGUAUCACAGUAAUUUCCAUGUUUGAAUUCAGUAUGAGUUCCAUCCAUCCACCCAUCUUUCUCUCUCUCCCCGCCCCCCCUAGACCUCUACAAGCACAAAUUUGUUGAAUGCAAGUUUGUGAAUGCCACCUUCUUGGAGCAGAAGAAGGGCUGCCACAUGGAUUUUGAGAGGGACAACGACUUCCUGGUUUACCUUGUCGGCUUCUUAGGCAGCCUCUCAGUCUUGCCAGGCAACAUUAUCUCAGCCCUGCUGAUGGACAAAAUAGGUCGGAUCAAGAUGAUUGGUGAGUGGGGAGGGAUGACAUAUGUCAAUGUGGGAGUGGUCAGAAAGGUCCCCCCCCCCAACAUGGUUUAGUUGGUCUCAUGCCAAAAAUCUUCUUUCCAAUUUCUCAAAACUCUUCCUUCAUUGAGAAGGAGGUUUUCACUUAUUGUGCCUUGCCCUCAGGGCACUUUAGAAUCUGUGUCAGCACAGGAACUUGAGCUUACCAUCCCAUUGAAAGGUUUGCCAAGAGUGGUGGGGGCUGGUGCCCAUUGGAACUGGUAGGGCAGAAGGCAGGGAGCCCAACAGUAGGUGGAGCCAGAGCCAAUGGCAGGCAGAGCCAACAAGCUCACCCCUCCUCUUCCCUGCUGAGUGCUGCAAGGGUCAACACUGAGACUAAGGAGGAGAAAGCUGACAGCCAGGGCCACCCCCUAUAUCAAGUGUUAUUCCUUCACAUUUGAGCUUGUCUUAUUUCUCUUCUUUAUAUUUUUUAAUUAAAUUUUCUGUUUUACAAUUUAGAAUAUUCAUUUAAACAACCUUAAAGUAUCAAAAACUCCCCUUCAUCUCUUUCCAUGGUUCAUUUUGCAUAACAUAAAUCCCUUCAUAUUUUAUAUAAACUAAACCAUUCAGUGGGACGCGGGUGGUGCUGUGGUCUAAACGACAGGGUGAGCUCCCGUUGUUCGGUCCCAGCUCCUGCCCACCUAGCAGUUCGAAAGCAUGUCAAAGUGCAAGUAGAUAAAUAGGUACUGCUCCGGCGGGAAGGUAAAUGGCAUUUCUGUGUGCUGCUCUGGUUCACCAGAAGCAGCUUAGUCAUGCUGGCCACAUGACCCGGAAGCUGUCUGCGAACAAACGCUGGCUCCCUCGGCCUAUAGAGUGAGAUGAGCGCACAACCCCAGAGUCGUCCGCAACUGGACCUAAUGGUCAGGGGUACCUUUACCUUUUUAAACCAUUCAGUAUUCCAUUAUUACAUCCAUCUAAACUUAUUUACACUGUUGAAUUUAUAUUAAUGCUGCCAACGUUUUCAAGUGUACACAAUCGCCCCUCACCAUAUAUUCAACAAACCUUUCCCAAUCUUCUUUAAACAUAUGUUCUUCUUGGUUUCUUAUUUGGUGUGUUAGGUCUACAAGCUGCGCAUAUUCCAUCAGUUUAAGUUGCCAUUCUUCUUUGGUUGGGACCUCACUCAUUUUCCAUUUUGGGGCUAACAAAACAUGGGCCGCAGUAGUGGCAUACAUUAACCUUGUCUUAUCUCUCCCUGCCUCCUCUUUUGUUCUUUCUUGCAGGGGGUUCCAUGCUGAUCUCUGCCGUGUGCUGCUUCUUCCUGUUUUUUGGCAACAGUGAGUCGGCCAUGAUUGGCUGGCAGUGCCUAUUUUGUGGUACCAGCAUUGCUGCCUGGAAUGCCCUGGAUGUGAUCACUGUGGAGCUGUACCCCACACAUAAAAGGUGACUCUUCCCAGCAACCUCCCUUGGGGUCAGGAAGGAGGGUGGAGACACACACAGGGAGAUUUCCAGGGGCUGAAGCUUUUUAGCAUGGUCCUUCACAAUUUGAGAACAAACCAGUGUAAAUCUGGAGCUGUUGGCAGUGGCAUUGUUGGGGGGACGGAAGUAGGUUUGGGGUGAAGCACUACUGCUUAUUUCACAGCGCAGGAGAGGACGUUAUUAUCUGGCGCUCUGUUUACUAAUCUCCUGCAUGCCAAAUUGUUUUUAAAAAGCCCUUUCUCAGCAAAAAGAAUUCACUGUGCUGGUCUGCAAACCAUAUCAAUAUAAAACCAAGCAAAAAAAAAUCAUAAAAACCACUUGAAAGCAAAUACAGUGGUACCUCAGGUUAAGAACUUAAUUCGUUCUGGAAGUCCGUUCUUAACCUGAAACUGUUCUUAACCUGAAGCACCACUUUAGAUAAUGGGGCCUCCCGCUGCUGUUGCGCUGCCGCUGCGCAAUUUCUGUCGUGAAGCAAAGUUCUUAACCCGAGGUACUAUUUCUAGGUUAGCGGAGUCUGUAACCUGAAGCGUAUGUAACCCAAGGUACCACUGUAUAUAUAUUUAAGCCAAGGAUGCACCAAUGUGGUGAACUGAACUAAAGAUUCGGAAAAUAAGAGCCUGAUCAGAAGCCAAAAUUGACAUAUCCGCCCAUCCCUACAGCAAACUUGGCUGACUGUAAAAGAGGCCAAUUCAUGGGGGAGAAGGCUACCAAUGGCUACUAGCCACAAGUGGAGGUACUCGCUAUGCUCUACCUCCACUGGGAGUCACCAGUGGGGAGAAUUGCUCUCAGGUCCUGCCUACAGGCUUCCUGUUGGAGCAUAUGAUUGACCACCGUGAGAAUGGGAUGCUGGGCUAGAUGGACCUUUGGCCCUAUCCACCAGGACUCUUCUAACCUUCUUAGGUGGCUGUGUUGCUUUGGAGGUUAAUAUGAAGAGGUCCUUCCCUUCACAAUGGACCACUGGACCACUGCCUCUUGGACCGUUCCCAUUUUAAACUCCCUUUCCUUUCUCUUCCUUCUCCACAGAGCCACAGCCUUUGGCAUCCUCAACGGGCUCUGCAAAAUUGGGGCCAUCUUCGGGAACGCUAUCUUUGCCUCCUUUGUUGGGAUAACCAAAGUGGUCCCCAUCCUCCUGGCAUCCUCCGCUCUGGUGGCAGGAGGCCUCCUUGCCCUGAGGCUGCCAGAGACUCGCGACCAAGUCCUGAUGUGA
Podarcis lilfordi (Lilford's wall lizard) is the source of this 41404-nucleotide messenger RNA. The record is from the annotation of a GenBank genome assembly. Lineage: Eukaryota; Metazoa; Chordata; Lepidosauria; Squamata; Lacertidae.